AUGGGUGCCGAGCAAAGUACUGCUAGCGUUGAAGAAAUGAGUGAGAAUUUCAAUGACAAACAAAAAAUUGUUUUGGUUACCGGAGGAACGGGCCUUGUUGGAAAAGCUAUCCAAAGAAUUGUAUCAACUGAAGAGAAAAAAAAGAAUGAACAAUGGGUCUUCAUUGGAAGUGCUGAUUGCGAUUUAACUGAUCUCGCAGCCACAAGAGCCUUGUUUGAACGUGUAAAGCCUACUCAUGUAAUACAUCUCGCUGCUAUGGUUGGAGGUCUUUUCCAUAACUUAGCGCAUAAUUUACAGUUUUUCCGUAAAAAUAUGGACAUCAACGAUAACAUCUUAGCCAUUUCGCAUGAGUUCAACGUUGAAAAGUGCGUCUCAUGCUUAUCCACUUGUAUCUUCCCGGAUAAGACAACUUAUCCGAUCGAUGAGGAUAUGGUUCAUUUGGGACCACCUCAUGAUUCUAACUUCGGUUAUGCUUAUGCCAAACGCAUGAUUGAUGUUCUCAACAAGGGAUAUGCUCAAGAACAUGGAAGACGUUAUACUUCUGUUGUUCCAUGCAAUGUGUUUGGACCUUUCGACAACUACAACCUUCAAGCUGGGCACGUACUUCCUGCUUUGAUUCAUAAGGCGUACGUUGCCAAGAAGGAAGGAAAACCUCUUCAGGUUUUCGGUACUGGAAGACCUUUGCGCCAAUUUAUUUAUUCUCUCGAUCUUGCUCGUCUGUUUGUCUGGGUCAUCCGUCAUUACGAGGAAGUUGAUCCAAUCAUCUUGUCUGUUGGAGAGGAAGAUGAAGUGUCUAUUGCUGACGCCGUUAAUGCUGUAGUCAAAGCUAUUGACUUUAAGGGAGAAGUUAUCUAUGACACCACAAAAGCUGAUGGACAAUACAAGAAAACGGCUUCCAAUGCGAAACUUCGCAAAUAUUUACCAGAUUUUAAGUUCACCCCCUUCGAACAAGCUAUUAAGGAGAGUGUUCAAUGGUUCGUUGAUAAUUAUGAAACAGCAAGAAAAUGA
This is a messenger RNA of Auanema sp. JU1783, 1008 nucleotides long. The record is from the annotation of a GenBank genome assembly. NCBI's taxonomy places the organism in Eukaryota, Metazoa, Nematoda, Chromadorea, Rhabditida, Rhabditidae.